This is a messenger RNA of Penicillium waksmanii, 1521 nucleotides long. Its product is annotated as putative MFS transporter. Gene Ontology annotation, cellular component: membrane. The coding region runs from base 1 to 1521 and encodes 506 amino acids. Lineage: Eukaryota; Fungi; Ascomycota; Eurotiomycetes; Eurotiales; Aspergillaceae. The transcript has 6 exons. Gene Ontology annotation, molecular function: transmembrane transporter activity. The record is from RefSeq and is a predicted model, not a curated record. Gene Ontology annotation, biological process: transmembrane transport.
AUGAUCCGCAUAGACGGUGUGAGCAGUACAAGCGAGCGUGCGCAGAUCACGGAGAAGGAUGCUGCAUUGGCGGUGGUCAGUGAUGUGGCACAGGAAAUUGAUCCGGUGAUUGCUAAACGAGUGCUUCGGAAAAUCGAUCUCUAUUUCAUGCCUGCGAUGUUGAUAGGGUAUGGCAUGGUGUACUAUGACAAGGCUAUUCUGGGCAGUGCUUCUCUUUUCGGAAUGACGACGGACCUGAAGUUGUCAAUCGUUGACAAUUCAACAACACCUCCAUCGGUAGACACGUCGCGUCUUAGCUGGGCCACUUCCAUCUUCUAUUUUGGCAUGCUGGCAGGUCUUUAUCCGAUGACUCUCGUCCUUCAACGAUUUGACACACGUUAUGUUCUUGGCCCCGUCGUACUGAUCUGGGCCAUUGUAUGUGCAGCCACCGCGGGUGUGACAACUUGGCAGGGCCUCUUUGUCCAGCGAUUUUUCCUCGGAGUGAUCGAGAGUGUUAUCCCGACUGCUUUUAUGACCACCGUGAGUAGCUACUAUACGCAAAAAGAGCAAUCAAUGCGACAAGCCUGGUGGUUUUCUGGGACUGGUUGGUUUACCAUAAUUGGCGGUGCCCUGAACUAUGGAUUUGGUCAAAUUACCUCCGGAUCCAUGGCCAGAUGGCAAUAUAUCUACAUCCUUGCAGGUGGAUUGACAUUCCUAUUCGGCCUCUGGUGUUGCACGAUGCCAAAUUCCCCAGUAUCAGCCUGGUUCCUGACUGCCGAGGAGCGCAUUGUCGCCGUGGAGCGCCUUCGAAAAGGGCAGACCGGGGUUCGAUGCCAGAAAAUCAAGCUGGACCAUGUGAAAGAAGCGUUUACAGAUGUAAAGCUGUACUUGAUUGCCAUCAUGAUGGCAGCAGCUUACACCAUCAAUGGCGCUAUCUCCGGAUUCGGGCCGUUGAUCGUCUCCACCUUUGGAUACGAUACUUUAGACUCGAUUCUCUUUCAAUUUCCUGUCGGUGCUGUCUGUGUUAUUUUCAUUCCCCUGUGUGGCUAUAUACCGACAGUUAUCCCGAAUACGCGCAUUCCAAUGCUCAUAGCCUGUUGUCUUCCUGUUAUCGCUGGAUGCAUCAUGAUCUGGAAAUCGGAAUGGGGCUAUCAGCCCGCAACUCCGGUUGUUGGCUACGCAUUGACGGGGUUUUUCGGCCCUGUAGUGAGUCUGAUUAUCACUCUCGGUGCUAGCAAUGUCGCUGGUGCGACAAAGAAGUCAAUCAUGGCCAGCAGCACCUUCGUCGCGUACACCAUUGGAAAUAUCAUUGGACCACAGCUUGUCAAGAGUACCACCAAGGCCCAGCAUUACCCCGAGCUAUGGCAAGGCAUGAUCAUCUGUUACUGUAUCACGAUCGCUGCGGCCAUUGGCCUAUACAUUGUCCUGUGGAGAGAAAAUCGGCAUCGGGAUCUAUUAGAGCUGGAUGAAAUCCAGCGUGACAAGAUUGCCUUUGAUGAUCUUACUGACAAACAAAAUCCGUUCUUCAGAUACGCUCUAUAG